Messenger RNA from Carassius gibelio (silver crucian carp), 3648 nucleotides. RefSeq names its product gastrula zinc finger protein XlCGF57.1. The record is from RefSeq and is a predicted model, not a curated record. The transcript has 2 exons. Lineage: Eukaryota; Metazoa; Chordata; Actinopteri; Cypriniformes; Cyprinidae. Gene Ontology annotation, biological process: regulation of transcription by RNA polymerase II. The coding region runs from base 191 to 1972 and encodes 593 amino acids. Gene Ontology annotation, molecular function: RNA polymerase II cis-regulatory region sequence-specific DNA binding; DNA-binding transcription factor activity.
AUCACUCUGACUGACACCCUCACUAGUGUGCUGACUACUGAAUUAGGGAGCUGAUUGAGACGCCCAGAUAUUUAGUUGCAUUAAUUUGUCUAUAUUUUAAUUAUUCUCUCCCUAAUCGGGACAAAGUGUCUAAACACAGAAAAACUCCUGCGGAAUCAUCCCGAGAUCCAUGUGACACAAAAUUAUAAAGAUGGCAUUAAUUAAAGAAGAGAGUGAAGACAUGAAGAUUAAAGGAGCAUUCAGUGUCAAACAUGAAGAUACCGAGACACCAACAGACCUGAUGGCGCUGAAUGAGGGAAGUCAAGAACUGAAUGAAACGGAUGACAAAGAUAAGAUUGGGAAACUGCAUGAUUUCAAAACUGAAGAAAAAUUUAUUAGUUGCUCACGGACUAAAAAGAUUUCCUCACGAACUCAAAAAACAGAAACUACAAACCUUAAUCCCAACAUGAGAAUUCACACUGGAGAGAGAACUUACACCUGCCAACAGUGUGGGAAGAGUUUCUCACGCAAUGGAGAUCUUAAGACUCACAUGAAAAUUCACAUAAAAAAUAAACAAUUAAUAUGCCCUCAGUGUGGAAAGAGUUUUACACAGAAAAAAUACCUCACUGUCCACAUGAGAACUCACACCAGAGAGAAGUCGUUCACCUGCCCUCAGUGUGGAAAGAGUUUCUCAUGUAAAGAAAGACUUAAGAAUCACAUGAAAGUUCACACUGGAGAGAAGCUGUUCACCUGCUCUCAGUGUGGAAAGAGUUUCACGUUUAAAGGAAGACUUCAGACUCACAUGAGAGUUCACAAUGGAGAGAAGCCGUUCACCUGCGAACUAUGUGGAAAGAGUUUUACACAGAAAAGAUACCUCACUGUCCACAUGAGAGUUCACACUGGAGAGAAGCCGUUCAUCUGCCCUCAGUGUGGAAAGAGUUUCACGUGUAAAGAAAGACUUAAGAUUCACAUGAGAGAUCACACUGGAGAGAAGCCUUUUACCUGCCCUCAGUGUGGAAAGAGUUUCACGUAUAAAGGAAAACUUAAUGUUCACAUGAGAGAUCACACUGGAGAGAAGCCUUUCACCUGCCCUCAGUGUGGAAAGAGUUUCACGUAUAAAGGAAAACUUAAUAUUCACAUGAGAAUUCACACUGGAGAGAAGCCAUUUGCAUGUGAUAAGUGUGGAAAGAGUUUUACACAGAAAAAUGGCCUUAAUAUCCACAUGAGAAUUCACACUGGAGAGAAACCUUUCACCUGCAAACUGUGUGGGAAGAGUUUCUCAUUUAGUAACGGUCUUAAGGUUCACAUGAUAAAUCAUAAUGAAAAGAAGCCAUUAAUCUGCCCUCAGUGUGGAAAGAGUUUUAUGCAGAUACACUGCCUUAAAACCCACAUGAUCAUUCACACUGGAGAGAAACCUUAUACUUGCCCUCAGUGUGGAAAAUGUUUCAGGCACAAAGGAAGCCUUAAGGGUCACAUUAGAAUUCACACUGGAGAGAAACCUUUCACCUGCGAACUGUGUGAAAAGGGUUUCUCAUUUAGUAACGGUCUUAAGGUUCACAUGAGAACUCACACCGGAGAGAAGCCAUUUGUAUGUGUUCAGUGUGGAAGGAGUUUUACGGAGAACAAACUCCUUAAUGCCCACAUGCGAAUUCACACUGGAGAGAGUCCUUUCACCUGUGAACUGUGUGGGAAGGGCUUCAGGGACAAAGGAAGCCUUAAGGGUCACACUAGAAUUCACACUGGAGAGAAACCUUUCACCUGCAAACUGUGUGGGAAGAGUUUCUCAUUUGGUAGCAAUCUUAAGGUUCACAUGAGAACCCACACUGGAGAAAAGCCAUUUGUAUGUGAUCAGUGUGGAAGAAGUUUUAUGGAGAAAAAACUCCUUAAUGUCCAUAUGGGAAUUCACACUGGAGAGAGUCCUUUCACCUGCGAGCUGUGUGGGAAGGCUUUCCCACAAAAAGAAAAGCUUAAAAAACACAUUAAAAUUCACUAAACUUUUUUUUUUUUUAAAUUGUCAUUAGUGCAAAUAGACAGGAAUCAACUUAAGCAUCAUUCAAAAUCUGAAAAAAAGCCUUUUAUGUGCCAUCACAAUGGAAGUAAUUACGCAAAGCUUGAGAGUCACACUGGAGAGAGACAUUACUAGAGUCUUCAGUUUGUCAAAGAAGCUUGAAAUGCCAUUUGUGAACUUGGGUAAGAAAUUACAGUUUUCCCCAGAGUGACGAGGUUUAGAAAAAGGAGCAAUUUCUAUAAUCAUCUGUGUAUUCUUUCUCAAAGACAAUUCAGUUGUACUCAAUAUUUUUUGCAUUCACAUUUAAAUACACAGUGUAAAGUCAUGAUACCCUUUUUGUGUUCUUUGUUAAAGCAUAUAAUAAGAAACAGACUGACACCACGACUACUACUUUUACUUGCAUUCUUGACCUCUUUAUGCUUACCUAUGAGGCUUUUUAUUUUCUUUUGUCCACAUGUACUCCUGUGGCUAGUAAGGAUGGGACGUUACACCUACCUCCCGAUCCGAUACUAUCAUAAUACUUGGGUGCCAAUACAAUAUGUAUUGUGAUAUAUUUAUUUUUUUAGAAAGCUUGAUUCUACAUGUUUUGUAGUUUUCCUCUGCCUUGUAUAUACACAAAUCUGGCGAAACACUGAAGUAAAGCAGCGCCGCCAUUACUGCGUGCCUUGCUGCAGAAGUAGCGUGUUGGUAGCAGCUGUUAGCUGUACGAAAAGUUAUUUUUGAGUUUUUUUUAGUAGGUAUGCUGUCCAGUGAUACCGGGAAGAGCGUGUUGUGUGGUUGACCGUUUUAACAACAACACAAAACUACAGGCCUGGAAUAAAUCAGUUUGUGAAAUUUGCGAACCUUUGUUCCACAUUGACUGCCCAUGUUUAUGACCAUACGGAUUACACAGAGCUCCUGAUCAAGCGGAAGAGUAUUUAUUGUUUGAAUUUUUUAAUAAAAUUGACACAAACUGAGACCUGAGACUUUUUUUCUAUCAUAAGUAACCUGCUCUGUCUAGCCUGUCGGUCUCCUUGUCCUCUUUGCGAUUUUUCUGUGCAUGAGAAAACGCAUGUGAGAGCAUCUGAAGAGCAUCAAUUGCGUGUGUCUCACAUUUUAUUGCAUUUGUAUUAGUCGUUUGAAGAGGAAAAACAAAUUCAGUGGGUCUUUUACAAACGCAAUUACAAUCGGAAAAUCGGUCUGACUAAAAGGGGAAAAAAUAAUUAAUUUGGUCGGUCCUAAAUUGACAGGGUCGGUCGGGUUAUGGCAAACAAGAAUAUUUUUAAGGAUGGCAUAAUAAGUUAGUUAUUUGAAACUUGUGAAGCUUGUGAACAUAUUAGCAACACAGCUAGUAAUGACAGCGUUCAAUUUUAUUGUUGUCAUCAGUUAAUACACUUCUUAACUACAUUACAUAUUUUUACAUUAUUACAUUGUGUUGUCAAUAAAUUACCUUUAUCAGUAAGUUUUGGCCACUGCCUGGCAUUAUCUACCCAAUGUUCCCUUUCACCAGACAUUUUUUGUAAUGAGCAGGAUCCGCUUUCAUUGAAAUGUCAUUAGAGGGCACCGGCAAGUGUCACACACUUCGCAGGCAUGCAGUAAUGGCGGCAGUUCAAGAUGGCGGCGCCCAUAGGGUUCACAGCGGAUUGUAUAAACAAGAAAUAAUAUAAUGUAUUAAAUGUUAC